Molecule: messenger RNA, 2158 nt
Organism: Aaosphaeria arxii CBS 175.79
Lineage: Eukaryota; Fungi; Ascomycota; Dothideomycetes; Pleosporales
Product: cytochrome P450
Exons: 2
Coding region: 230-1942 (570 amino acids)
Molecular function (GO): heme binding; iron ion binding; oxidoreductase activity, acting on paired donors, with incorporation or reduction of molecular oxygen
Source: RefSeq, a predicted model, not a curated record
CUGGUGUCUCACAUCGAGUUAUGGAGAUCAAGUGAUAGUUCUGGGCCCCAGACGAUGGACCACAGUCGUUCGACCUGACGGCUCCCUGGACGGACAUGUACAAUGAUUGAUCUGCCGUUUCAAUGUUAUAUCAUUCAUACGCGUGGCCGUCCAGCUGGGUUCAUUUCUUUUCUUUUCUCCACAACAGAGACAAAAUCUUGUACAUUGACUAAUUGCAAAAAAAAUAACCAUGGGGCUCGUCCGCUCAUUUCAAGAGAACCCUUAUGCGCAGGCCGUCGUGGCCUCGCCCUUCAUUUCCCUCGUUUCCACGUUCGUUCUAACAUGCCUCAUCACGAGAAUCGUCACUGGCCUCCGGAGCACAAUCGCUCAGAACAACACGGAGGCAGAUAAGAAAACCCCCAACAGGAUUGCGUACUGGGUUCCCUUCGUGGGGUCUGCGAUCUCCUUCGCCCGGGACAUUGAAGGCACCAUUUCGAAAGACCGCGACCUCAGCGGCGAUGGCAUCUUCUCCUACCGGCUUGGCCCGUCCAUCUACUACGUCGUCAACAUGCCGUCGCUGGUCCAGCAGAUCUUCGCGCAGCGCGGCACCGUGCUCAACAAGCAGAAGAUCCUCGAGUGGUUCAUGAAGACGACGUUCGAAGACAACUACGCGACGCGGGACGAGCACAAGGCGUUCCACGGCCACCACAACGCGCUCAACCUCAUGCUCAAGGAGGACUUCAUCAACGAGGCGACCGGCAAGACGGCCCGCACCGUCGAGGUCGAGGCCGCGCGGUUCGUGACGUCCGCGCCCUGGGCGACCCCCGACGCGGAGGGGAAGCCGAUGCAGUUGUGGGAGGAGGCCGGGAAGGUCAAGUUCAACACUGAUGGUUCGUUCGACGCGAAUCUCUACCAGCUCACUGUCCACUACAUGGGGCAGAUCGUCAUCGACAUGCUGUGGGGUAAAGCGCUCAUCAAGAACCACCCGAAUCUCCAGACCGACAUGUGGGACUUCGACGAGGGCGUCCACCACAUCGUGACGACGCUGCUCGCGAAGGUCACCGCCGCCGGCCGCAAAGCCGUCGCGGCGCGCAACCGCCUCGCCGUCGCCAUGAAGGAGUGGCACGAGGCCGUCGCCGUCAAGCAGUCCGGCGAGAAGCCCGACGCCAAAUGGGGCGCGCUCGACGACAUCUCGCAGAUCAUGCAGGACCGCGUGAAGGUGUGGGUCGACGCGAAGGCGUCCGAGACGCUGCAGAAGACAAACGACACUUCCGUCCUCUGGGGCGUCAACGUGAAUUCUAACAAGAACGUCUUCUGGAUGCUGCUGCAGAUCCACACGAAGCCGGAGUUGCUGGCGCGGAUCCGCGAGGAGGUCGCGCCGUAUGUGCAUCUCUCGAAGUCGGGCGCAAAGGGGCCGGACGGUCUGCCGAAACUCGAUAUCGAUGUCGAUGGGCUCAUGAAGCACUGUCCGCUGCUCAGGGCUGCGUUCUAUGAGACGAUGCGGAUGAACAUGUCUGGGCUGGGUAUCAGGCAGGUGAUCAAGGACCUCACGCUCAAGGAGUCUGCGGCGGAUGCUGCAAUGUUCGGGAAGAGGAAGCCGCAGUCGUAUACGAUUCCCGCGGGCACGACGCUGGUCCUCGCGAACGGUACGAUGCAGAUGGAUCAGCGGAUCUUUGCUGAGCCCGAGAAGUUCAAGCCGGAGAGGUUCAUCGAGGAGGGCCCGGAUGGUGCUCCCAGGGUCAAUAUGAAGAAUUUGCAUACGUUUGGAGGUGGUAUGUACAAGUGCAAGGGACGGUACUUUGCGGAGAAGGAGAUCAUGAUUUUCUCGUCCAGUCUGCUGGUUAUGUGGGACAUUGCUCCUGCUGAGGGCGACGAGCUCGUUAUUCCUAAGAUGGGAUUCGCCGGUGCUUCGAGAUCGCCUGUCGAGGAUAUCCGCGUGCGAUUGACCAGGCGGUACGAGUAGGUGAAGAAAGAGAAUGAGUGGAGGAGUUAUGACAUGUAAAUAUUUGUAUCUAGAGACUCUUCUUUUCUUUUCUGUACAUACAUAUCACACAAACUCUUGAUUGAUUUCAAGCAUGGCGUAGUUAUUCUUUACCUUCUCUGUCCAUACUUACUACUUUUAUCAGAUUUCAAUCCACUUUAGAUUCUGUUUCACUUGAGGUGAUAUUCCAUCUCAGCA